AUGAAUCCGAACAUGUACGGGCCACCGCCCACGCAAUUCCAGCAGCAACAGCCCCAGUUUGGCGCUCCUCCUCCGUCGAUUCCCGGAGGCUGGCCACCGCAACAACAACCGCAGCAGCAGCAGCUGCCGCAGCAACAACAACUGCCUCCGCAGCAGCAGCAGCAGCAACAACCACAGUAUGGAGCACCACCACCAACGUCAGCGGCACCACAGUCUUACCUCAAUGGCAACUACCAGCAGCAGCUGGCCACGUCGAUGGGUGGUUUAAGUAUGGGCGGCGGCGGUGGUGUUGGAGCCAAUCCCCUGAAGCCACCGCUCCCCCAAGGAGCUCCCGCUGCUGCAGCUCCACCGCCAACCGGUUUCAAUCAGUUCAACUCGAAUGCGGCGCCACCCCCGACCAACAACAACAAUGCUGCGUACGGUGCUCCACCACCGACGCAAACUGGUGGCUAUGUCAACGGAGCCCUUCCGCCCAGCAGCACUCCGCAGAGCGUGCCCAGUGGGAUUAACCAGAUGAGCUUGAACAGCGCCAGUUUGGCGGGAUUGCCGCACAUGCCGCCACCGAAAGCGGCGACGCCUGGAGCUCCUUCUGGCCAGCCUCCAGUUCCUGGAGCUGGUUCCUCCCAACAACCUCUUCCCGGACAACCGCAACUGCCUGGACAGCCACCCCUUCCCGGUCAGAUUCCCACCUCCCAGCCUGCUCCCGGCCCCUUUGGAGUGCCCAGUUCGCGACCUGGACAACCUCAGCUGCCCCCUGGAGCCGCUCCUCCGACCUACACGCAACCGGGAUUGCCGGCACAGCAGCAGCAGGGAAUUCCGCCAUUGCAGCAACCAGGACUACCAUUGCAGCAGCCGGGAUUUCCCCCACCGCAGCCUGGUUUGCCACCCCCAUCCCAACCGGGUUUGCCACCGCAGCCAGGAGCUCCUUAUGGAGCACCCCAACCAGGCGGAUAUCCAGGUGGCUAUCCAGGACAGGCUCCCGGAGGCUACCCUGGAGCACCACCACCACUUCCAGGGCAACAAGCAGCAGCUCCGCCGCAGUUCGGAGCACCGCAACCGGGCUAUCCGGGUCAACAGCCGGGCUAUCCACCGCAACCCGGUCAGCAGCCCAUGCCAGGAUAUCCACCACAGCCGGGACAACAGGCAGGAGCUCCAGGAUAUCCACCUCAGCCAGGUGGCGGCUAUCCAGGCCAGCCAGGACGUCCUGGAUUUAAUCAACCUCCCAUGCCAGGAGCAGGGAACAUGUACCAGCAGGCACCUCAGCCACGUCGCCUGGAUCCCGACCAAAUGCCGAAUCCAAUCCAGGUGAUGAUUGAAAAUCAGCGUCAGUCUGGCGGACCAUUUGUGACCAAUCAGCCGGGACUGCUGCCUCCACUGGUGACCACCAAAUUCGUGGUUCACGACCAAGGCAACUCAUCUCCGCGCUUCCUGCGCUCUUCGCUCUACUGCAUACCCAACACCGGUGAUCUUCUCAAGACCACAGCUCUGCCUUUGACGAUCAAUAUCUCGCCGUUGGCCAAGACUGCCGAGGGGGAAAUGGAGCCACCGAUCGUGAACUUCGGCGACAUGGGACCAAUUCGUUGUAACAGAUGUAAGGCGUACAUGUCGCCCAACAUGCAGUUCGUGGAUGCCGGCCGUAGAUUCCAGUGUCUGAUGUGCAAAGUUACUUCGGAGGUUCACCCGGACUAUUAUCAGCAUCUGGACCACACUGGACAGCGUGUGGACAAGCAUGAAAGACCUGAGUUGCUGCUGGGCACCUACGAGUUCCUGGCCACCAAGGAUUAUUGCCGGAACAACACUCCCCCGGAGGUUCCCGCCUUCAUCUUCAUCAUCGACGUCUCCUACAACACCGUGAAGUCGGGACUGGUUCACCUGCUGUGCUCCCAGAUCAAGAACAUACUCAAGCAUUUGCCAGUGGACCAGGGUCAAGAUAAAUCCAAGGUGCGAGUGGGUUUCAUCACGUACAACAGCACCGUGCAUUUCUACAACAUUAAGAGCAGUCUGGCACAGCCCCAGAUGAUGGUUGUGGGCGAUGUCCAGGAGAUGUUCAUGCCCCUACUCGAUGGAUUCUUGUGUCAUCCAGAGGAGUCGGCAGCUGUAAUCGAUGCUCUGAUGGAGGAGAUUCCUCGCAUGUUUGCGGAUACCAAGGAAACGGAGACGAUUCUGUAUCCUGCCAUUCAAGCGGGCUUGGAGGCACUCAAGGCUUCCAAUGCAUCCGGAAAGCUGCUGGUGUUUAACUCCACGCUGCCCAUUGCAGAGGCACCCGGCAAGCUGAAGAAUCGCGAUGACCGGAAACUCCUGGGCACGGAUAAGGAGAAAACUGUGCUCACACCGCAAACGACGGCUUACAACACAUUGGGUCAGGAGUGCGUCCAGCAAGGCUGUUCCGUGGAUUUGUUUGUGUUUAACAAUGCCUAUAUCGACCUCGCCACUAUUGGACAGGUCUCUCGGUUAACUGGAGGCGAGGUGUUCAAGUACACCUACUUCCAGGCGGACAUAGAUGGCAAGCGACUGAUCCAGGAUAUCAUUAAGAACGUAUCGCGACCGAUUGCCUUCGAUGCGGUGAUGAGGGUGCGCACAUCGGCGGGCAUCCGACCCACGGAGUUCUACGGCCACUUCUUCAUGUCCAACACCACUGAUGUGGAACUGGCCAGUAUUGACGCCACCAAGUCGGUGAGCAUUGAGAUCAAGCAUGACGACAAGCUGCCGCCAGAGGAGAACGUAUACCUUCAGGUUGCUCUGCUGUACACUUCCUGCAGCGGGCAGAGGCGUCUGCGUGUCCUUAAUCUGGCACUGCGCGUUACCACGACGAUUGCGGAAGUCUUCAAGAGCUGUGACCUGGACGCGAUGAUGCUGUUCUUCGCCAAGCAAGCCUGCUUCAAGCUGAUGGAGCACUCACCCAAGCAGGUGAAGGAUAACCUGAUCCAUCGAUCGGCGCAGAUCCUGGCCUGCUACCGCAAGCACUGCACCUCGCCCACUUCCGCCGGCCAACUGAUCCUUCCCGAGUGCCUCAAGCUGCUGCCGCUGUAUGCCUCGUGUUUGCUGAAAAACGAUGCUAUUUCCGGUGGAUCGGAUAUGACGCUGGACGAUCGAUCCUAUGUUAUUCAGUUUAUUUUGUCCAUGGAUCUAAAUCAAUCCGUCAGUUACCUGUAUCCCCGUUUCAUUCCCAUCCACAACGUUGUGCCCGAGGAGACGGAUUUGCCGACUCCCCUUCGCUGCACGCAUGAAAAGACGCAAGAGGAUGGCGCCUACAUCCUGGAGAAUGGAGUGCACCUGUUCGUCUGGCUGGGCCAGUCCCUGUCACCCAACUUUGUGCAGUCUGUCUUUGGGGUCCAGGGACUGCAGCAGAUUGCCCUGGAGCGGUUCAACAUUGUGCCAGAGACGCCGCUGGCCAAGCGCAUACACGGCAUUCUGGAGCAGAUUAUGAAGGAGCGAUCACGCUACAUGAGGAUAACCUGGCUGCGACAGAACGACAAACUGGAGAGCGUUUUCCGACACUUCCUCGUCGAGGACCGCGGCACAGACGGCUCGGCCAGCUACGUGGAUUUCCUGUGUCACAUGCACAAGGAGAUCAAGGAUCUGCUGAGUUAGCACGCCGGCUACUCUGGCACGUACAAGCCCGAGCAGCGUUGGGCGGACAGCUAUUCCCAAAACAGAGCUCGGAUGCGUCGCCUGUCGUCCAUGCGCAGUCGCCUCGGCAAGUAGGAGGAGCAGAUGGUUAUGGAUCAAGAGCAAGACAGACAGCUGGUGGAACUUCAAUUAUAUUUAAAUAAAAAUACAUAUACAUAUAUAUUAAUUAAUGGCUAUCAUUUUGAGCUUAUUAAUUCUUCCAUUAAUUUUAUUAAAGUUCACAUUUUGCAUUGAUUUACUUUAAAUAUAUAUAUAUAUUUGUAUGUAUUUUUUGAGCGCUGCGCUUAAAACAAACAUUUGUUAAACAAGGCAACUGCUAAUCUGCAAAAUUACUUAGAAAAAUGAUUCUCUUUUAAAAUUCCAGGCAAAUGUUUCAUUGUAAUUACAAAUUACUUGCAAAUUUCCCACAGUUGAAAACUACUAGUUGAUUAUAAUGGAUAGUAUAAGAGCACUCCUUUGUUUACUUCCUUUUUUGGCCUUACCGAUGUUUAUUUUACUGUAUUUUUGCAAUAAUUUGUGCGCUGCGCCCUGCUUUUUAUCAUACUUUAUGUCAUUGAAAGAUUAUUAUAUUAUAACCUAAA
Molecule: messenger RNA, 4211 nt
Organism: Drosophila subpulchrella
Lineage: Eukaryota; Metazoa; Arthropoda; Insecta; Diptera; Drosophilidae
Gene: Sec24CD
Product: protein transport protein Sec24C
Exons: 7
Coding region: 1-3591 (1196 amino acids)
Biological process (GO): intracellular protein transport; COPII-coated vesicle cargo loading; endoplasmic reticulum to Golgi vesicle-mediated transport
Cellular component (GO): endoplasmic reticulum exit site; COPII vesicle coat
Molecular function (GO): SNARE binding; zinc ion binding
Source: RefSeq, a predicted model, not a curated record